AUGAGCAGCGGUGUGCAAGUGAACUCCAAAACAGACUCGCUGCGCGCAUCCGCGGCAAAUCUCAGCAUACCUCCACCACGGAUCCGUCACGAGUACUUUUUGCUAAAAUCCUCAGCACAGGAUUCCCAGAGGGAGAGCGCCCCCAGUGAGGCACAAAGCUCCCCUCGACCAAAGCGCAGCAAAUAUGUUUGGUUGCGGCGCAUGUUUUGCCAUGUGCCGCAGGAACAAAACCAAAGUCUGCAGCAUCUCCGCCGUGGUGCAAGGUCUGCCCACGGUUUUUCCUGGCUCACCAGGAGCUUCAGGGUAAACUUCUCUCUUCUCCAUCAGAGGACGCACAGAGUGGCUCAGCCGGCCACACCAGCACCACGCUCCAGAGCCCAGCCACUGUCCACGCCUCCUUCCCCCGCCCCCCUCACACUUAUAGAGGAGACCCCAGAGGAGGAUGGUCUGCCCCACAUGGACGAGGCCCUGUCAGAGUCUGUCCCCAAAGACCUGGAUGUGCUGCUCCCUGGCCAGACCACAGAGGAGCACCAGACCACAGAGGAGCACCAGACCACAGAAGAGGACCAGACCACGGAAGAGGUCCAGACCACAGAAGAGGACCAGACUACAGUGGAGGUCCAGACCACAGAAGAGGACCAGACUACAGUGGAGGUCCAGACCACAGAAGAGGUCCAGACUACAGUGGAGGUCCAGACCACAGAAGAGGACCAGACUACAGUGGAGGUCCAGACCACAGAAGAGGACCAGACUACAGUGGAGGUCCAGACCACAGAAGAGGACCAGACUACAGUGGAGGUCCAGACCACAGAAGAGGUCCAGACUACAGUGGAGGUCCAGACCACAGAAGAGGACCAGACUACAGUGGAGGUCCAGACCACAGAAGAGGACCAGACUACAGUGGAGGUCCAGACCACAGAAGAGGACCAGACUACAGUGGAGGUCCAGACCACAGAAGAGGACCAGACUACAGUGGAGGUCCAGACCACAGAAGAGGACCAGACCACAGAAGAGACCACAGAAGAGGACCAGACUACAGUGGAGGUCCAGACCACAGAAGAGGACCAGACUACAGUGGAGGUCCAGACCACAGAAGAGGUCCAGACCACAGAAGAGGUCCAGACUACAGUGGAGGUCCAGACCACAGAAGAGGACCAGACUACAGUGGAGGUCCAGACCACAGAAGAGGACCAGACUACAGUGGAGGUCCAGACCACAGAAGAGGACCAGACUACAGUGGAGGUCCAGACCACAGAAGAGGUCCAGACUACAGUGGAGGUCCAGACCACAGAAGAGGACCAGACUACAGUGGAGGUCCAGACCACAGAAGAGGACCAGACUACAGUGGAGGUCCAGACCACAGAAGAGGACCAGACUACAGUGGAGGUCCAGACCACAGAAGAGGACCAGACUACAGUGGAGGUCCAGACCACAGAAGAGGACCAGACCACAGAAGAGGUCCAGACCACGGAAGAGGUCCAGACCACAGAAGAGGACCAGACUACAGUGGAGGUCCAGACCACAGAAGAGGACCAGACUACAGUGGAGGUCCAGACCACAGAAGAGGACCAGACUACAGUGGAGGUCCAGACCACAGAAGAGGUCCAGACCACAGAAGAGGACCAGACUACAGUGGAGGUCCAGACCACAGAAGAGGACCAGACUACAGUGGAGGUCCAGACCACAGAAGAGGACCAGACUACAGUGGAGGUCCAGACCACAGAAGAGGACCAGACUACAGUGGAGGUCCAGACCACAGAGGAGGACCAGACCAAUACUUUCGUCCAGUCCAUAAUUUGGGACCAGACGACAGACACCGAGGAUGAGGAUGAGGAGGAUGAGGAGCCCAACCCUCUCCCUGCGCACCUCUCCAUGGGGGAGCCAAUGACCUCGGUAAAAGUCCUCUCUGAGACCGACCUUGAGCUUGUGGGUGAUGCAGGAAGACUCCCAAACGGUGCUUACUGGUGUUACCAGAACGCCGUUGUACAGCUGCUGAGGACAGCAGAACCUGUCAUGUCCACGCUCAGCGCUCAGGCGACUGUUUGGACUCACUGCGAGGAAGCAGAGCUGCUGAGGAACAUCCAUGACCUGGCAGAAGCCCCCUACACAGAGGCCUCUGUGUGCAUGACGACGCUGGUGCAGAGCUUCAGGCAGACUGUGGCGGUCUCUGCUCCCAUGUUUGGAGGCUCAGAGCAGCAGGAUGUCCAUGAGUUCCUUAUGUCGCUGAUGGAGCAGAUUCAGGGCCUGAGCUCCAUCUUGCAGGUGUUUGCCUGGAGCCAGGAGCUGGAGUACGUCUGUCCAGUGUCACAGCACGUGACCUUCUGCAUGGACAGCAUUAGGACCUGUAAGAACUGCGGUCAGGGGUCCUCGAGGCAGGAGACCUUUACCAUCCUCUCCCUGGACCUGCUUCCUGAUAGGUCUGUAGACGAACUCCUGCAGAACCAUUUAAAGGAAACAGAGCUGGAGUUCAGAUGUGGGUGUGAAGGCAGACUUUCUGGGAUGACUGCAGCCUUUGCAACUCUGCCAAAUGUCCUAAUCCUCCACCUCAAGAGGUUUGCAUAUGACCACAACUGGAAUAUGCAAAAACUCAAAUACAAGGUCAAACUGGACAAGAGGAUUGUCGUCAAAUCCAAACAGGACACAGCACAGUUAAAUCUGGUGAACGUAAUUUCUCAUUUGGGACCGUCCACUAAUUCAGGUCAUUACAUCAGUGACGGGGUGGACCCAGAGGGCGGGGCCAAAGAGCCAUGGUUGACCUACAAUGAUAGGACGGUGUCCCAGACCGACAGGAAGACGGUGUGUGGCCUCAGGGAGAGGGAGGCCUACAUCCUCACCUACCUCCGAGAGGGUCUGUAUGGGGGGGGCAACUUGAGGGUAUGGCCUCAGGGAGAGGCCUACAUCCUCACCUACCUCCGAGAGGGUCUGGAGAGGGAGGCCUACAUCCUCACCUCCCUCCGAGGGAGUCUGGAAGGUGGGGGCAUCUUCAGGGCUCUAGUCCCUGAGCUUCAUGAGGUCCUGGGGUCACCACGGGUUGGAGCCACAAACCUUCAGUCGGAUUCAUUAUACCUGGCGGAUUUGCCCGACUGUCUCCGGUGCGUGAAUGCGCCCCUGCCAAGGAAGCGUAAACGCCGGCGUGGAGUGCGAGCCGGCCGGCUCUUAAAGCUAAAGGCCUGGCUGGCGUUUUCUCCGGGCUCCGCGAAGUCCCAUUCAGUCCCAGCAGACUUUGGCAGCUGCUUUCAGCGUGAUGUGUCCAGACGCAAGCUUGUGUCCAUUGGCUCCUGGUUGGUUCCCGUGCUCGGACAGCAGGAGGAGGACGUCUGUGCGCUGCGCCAGGGUCGCUCUACCCGGGAUACUAGCGUCUGGAACCGGUUUGAGACCCCUGCUGUAGAGGGACUGGCAUUGGGAUUGUCUCUGGUUGACCCAAAGGACCUGCAGGAGAAGGCCGUGGUGCUUUGA
This is a messenger RNA of Knipowitschia caucasica, 3456 nucleotides long. Lineage: Eukaryota; Metazoa; Chordata; Actinopteri; Gobiiformes; Gobiidae. The record is from the annotation of a GenBank genome assembly.